GGUCUUUCUGCGACUGCUACGUUUACUCCGAGGUGGAGCGGGUGUGGCAGAUCGUCAAGGGCGACCUGGCCGGGUCGUUCGGCACGCACGGCGGAGCGAACUCCGCGCCUGUGCGGCGUGUCUUGACCGGGACGUCCGGGAUCGGGAAGUCGGUGGCGGCCGGCGCCUACCUCCUCUACCAGCUGCUGCACUACGACGCAGAGCAACUCCCCACGGUUGCGUACUUCGUUGCGGACACAGCUUUCCUGUUUGACAAGGCCACCAAAACGAUGUCGUCUUUCCCCUAUUCACCCCCAGCGAUUGAAAGUUUUCUGGAGGUCGCCACACGCACGAGGGGGUAUAUUAUCUGCGACGUGAUGUGGGGAAAACAGCAGACGUUGUCCGUCAAACUGCCCCCCGCCGGCUGGGGCAUGCUCGUCGUGCUGCCCCCAGGAGAAGCUCGUUUCAGGGAGUGGGAGGAUGAAAUGGGCGCCCGCCGCAUCGUCAUGGACUGCCCUGACGAGAGCGAUGUGACAGCGAUGUGUACUUGGUUGGUGCGCGAAUGCCCUGCGGAGGAGAAAGCGGAGUACUGGGAGGACUUCCAAAAGGGCAUGGCUCUUCUGGGCCCAAUUCAGCGCAACGUGUUACGCGGAUACUGGCAUGAGCUUGCGAGUCGCCUGCAGGGGGCGAUGGAGCGGCUCUCGACAUGGGCCGUCAAUUGCUACGUCGGGCUGGACAAAACGAAUUUGUGGCGUUGCCGCGUUCCGACGGAAGAUUUCUCGAAGAUGGUCCGGGUGGUGACGGGGCGGGGGACGGAGUGCUUCCAGAACGCCCCGGCUUCUGCUGCGGUCAGGGCCGACGUGUUGGUGCGCGUGGCGAGGGCGAUGCGGACGCGCGCCGGCUUCAUGACGGUGCUGAUGCCCCAUCAUGUGCUGCUGCCGUCCGCCGUGUGGGUGCACGCAGUCGGCGCGUUCAUGUACCCGGGCUUUGUGGGCAGGAUGCGGCGCAAGCUGCGCGAGCUGCGGUCCCCGACGGGACGCGAGCCACGCCCCUGCCUGCUGCAAACUAACCCGCGGCUGCGCCCCACCGACGCGGUCGCACUGCGGCCGAAGGUGCUCCACCCCGGGAAGGUGGACGCAAACUACCGGGUGCUGUACGUGCCGGGGGUCGAAAACUUUCCCCUCAUGGACGCCUUUUUCUUCGUUGCGGCGCCGCGGAGGACGAUGGUUGGACUGCAGACGACCACGGCGAAGGCGCGCCGCGUUGCAACCGACACGGUGAGGCAGUUCAACGAGCAGCUGGCGGAGUUUUUUGAGGGCUGGAAAAAGUUUGCCCGGGGUUUGUCGUGGGAGAUUAUUUACGUGCAGCGUGCAGAUAGCGUGACGAUAAACGCGUGGCAGGAGUGCAAGAAUGCGGGCGACAGGGCCAGUGCGGAAGAUAAAUGGCACAGGACCUUUUGGGACAACGAGGUGCGCCAGUACCACAUGGCUAUAUCGCACGAAGACGCAAUUGCUGUGUGUAGUGCGUGA
This is a messenger RNA of Trypanosoma conorhini, 1508 nucleotides long. RefSeq names its product retrotransposon hot spot (RHS) protein. The transcript has a single exon. Lineage: Eukaryota; Euglenozoa; Kinetoplastea; Trypanosomatida; Trypanosomatidae. The record is from RefSeq and is a predicted model, not a curated record. The annotation marks the transcript as partial.